Molecule: messenger RNA, 1253 nt
Organism: Colius striatus (speckled mousebird)
Lineage: Eukaryota; Metazoa; Chordata; Aves; Coliiformes; Coliidae
Product: G-protein coupled receptor 55
Exons: 2
Coding region: 180-1091 (303 amino acids)
Biological process (GO): positive regulation of Rho protein signal transduction; phospholipase C-activating G protein-coupled receptor signaling pathway
Cellular component (GO): membrane
Molecular function (GO): G protein-coupled receptor activity
Source: RefSeq, a predicted model, not a curated record
UGGAAACCUGAUGAAACGAAAGGCAGCAGCACCUGGUACUUUCUGACAUGCUGAGCAGCACUUAGUCUGCAUGCACCUCACUCCACUGCCUUAAAAGAAAACACAAGACGACAAAUCUACAAGAUGAGAAAGAGAAAAAGUCACCAGAGCUAGAGACAGCCCAAAGCAUACCUGGCAAUAUGAAUGACACCCACGCCAAGAGCAACAUCAGCAGUAUCAGCGCCACUGUGGAACUGUUCCAGCUCCUCAUGUACACCCCCACCUUUACUCUGGGUUUGCUGUUCAAUGUGAUGGCCCUGUGGGUCCUGUUUUUUAAGGUUAAAAAGCUGUCAGAAUCUGCAGUCUACGUGAUAGCCCUGAUUUUCCUGGAUACUUUGCUGCUGUUUACUCUUCCUUUUAAAAUCGUUUCCUAUCACCUUCAGGACCAGUGGAACUUGGGGUCUGUCUUUUGCUCUGCCUUGGAGAGCCUUUACUUUGUAAACAUGUAUGGCAGCAUCCUCAUCUCCCUCUGCAUCUGUGUAGACCGGUACAUUGCUAUCCGGCACCCUUUCACGGCUCCUACCCUGCGGUCCACCAAGAAAGCUGCUAUGGUCUGUGCUAUCAUCUGCCUGGGCAUCUCCACUGGCACAGUCUCUACUUUCCAGCUGCACAGAGGGGGCUCAUCCUGCUUCCAUAACUUCUCCAAGAGCACGUGGAAAAACACAGGCCUGUUCAGUGCCCUGGAGAUUACCUUCUUCGGCAGCAUGGCAACCAUGAUCUUCUGCACUGCUCAGACCCUCAGGUGCUUGAGAAAGCACAGAAAACCAGACAACCCCCAAACACACACCACCAGAGCAGAGAAGAUAGUGGUGACAAACCUCAUUGCAUUCCUGGUCUGCUUCACACCUUACCACGUGGCGUACUUCAUGUACUUCUUGGUGAAGAAUGACAUCAUUCACACUAGUUUUCAGCAAGUGCUACGAGACAUCCUUCAGAUCACCCUUUGUUGGGCUAACCUGAACUGCUGUCUUGAUGGGGUGUGUUAUUACUUUGUUUUAAAGGAGUCCUUGGAAGACUCAUUCCAAAACAGUCACGCAAAAGCCUUGAUCUAGGUGCUGCAUGUGAGUUACUUGGGAUGAUGUUUGGAGGGAUGUCAUUUCUUGGGUUGGUGUGUACUUGGGAUGCACUUUCAUCAAAAGCACAGCAUCCUGAACUGCUCCCUAGGCAAUUUAAAUGUGCAGAUAUUUAUGAAAUAGGACAAAGCUAUUUAAGAA